GCCCCAUAGGAGAAGGAAGGCGGGUUGCAAGGGUGAAAUGGCCACGGGACCCUCUCCUUGUCCCUUCCACGUAGCUUGGGAUUUGCCUUCUCCUUUCCUGCGCCACUCUGCCCUCUUGCAAUCGCCCUUUUCCCCCUGGACUCCAUCUCCCAGCAGCCCUCGCUAAGCCCAGCAGCGGCGUUGCAUGCUGGGAGUUGGAGUCCGGCUACAUCUGGAGGUUCCCCUGCUGGAUGGAUGGGGAGGAAGGACAGGGCUCUGUUUUCUGCCUGCGCCAAGAUCCAAGAGAUCUAUUUAAUGUGUUGUGCAAGGCUUUCUUGGCUGGAAUCACAGGGUUGUCAUGAGUUUUCCAGGUCAUGUUCCAGAAGCAUUCUCUCCUGACGUUUCGCCCACCUCUAUGGCAGGCAUUGCGAGGCUGUCUGGCCAUAUUCCAGAAGCACUCCCUCCUGACGUUUCGCCCACAUCUAUGGCAGGCAUUGCGAGCUGGGUGGGCGCAUAGAUGUUUGCCAUGUGCCAACCGGAGCUGCCCCUCAAUGCGCUCUUCAGCGAAGCGAAGGGGAACUCGCAGCUGGACGUGGCCUACCUCGGAGGGAGGGACGGGAACCUCAAUUUUAUGGGCGAGGAGAAUUACGACAACAAUGAAAACUGGAACCAACACACGGAGGCCGGGAAGCUUGGGGUCAAUGCUCCAGUUGCGUCCGAUAAUCAAACACCAUUGAUGCGCAAGGAGGAAGCAAACGGUGCUCUUAGGAACGUCCAUGAGGAGGUGAAACAGGAGAGCAUGUUCCUUGCCUCGGAAGAAGAAGAGGAAGAGGAGGAGGAGGAUGAAGAAGACAUCCGAAGGCCUCCAGAAGGAGCAGAGGUCUCCAGUCCGGAGCAAGAGAAAGCCACGGCGAAGGAGAGAGUCAAAGGAAGCCGGAAGAUGGCCAGCUCUCCCUUGGAAGACAACGGUUACGCCAGCAGCUCCUUGAGCAUCGACAGCCCCGACAGCGCAAGCGCCGGCCCGUGGGAUGCACCGUCGGUCACCGCCAAGGAUUGGAAGGACACCGAGGCCGAGGACUUGUCUCCGAGCGCUGAGGCCCUCUUCCCGGCGUUGGCGGAGGCCUUCCAGAGUCUCCAGGAGAAGAAGAAGUUCAAGGAGCAGGAGAAGCAGAAGCACCGCGUCCACCUGGUGAUGUAUCGCCGCCUGGCGCUCCUGCGCUGGAUCCGCAGCCUCCAGCAGAAGGUGGUCGACCAGCAGAACCGGCUUCAGGAGAGCUUCGACACCAUCCUGGACAACCGCAAAGAACUCAUCCGGUGCGUCCAGCAAGGCAUGCCCUGCCCCAAGAACCCCGUCCAGGCCGUCCAGGCCGAGCUGUGAAGGACCUUCUUGCUCUCUGUACCUUUGUGCAAUCCUAAACCUGGUCACUCAUGGAAAGGACUGACAAAAUUCCUUAUCUGUUGUCGAAGGCUUUCAUGGCCGGGAUCACAGGGUUGUUGUAUAUUUUCCAGGCUGUACUUCUGGAACAUGGCCAUGCAGCCCGGAAAACAUACAACAACCCCAAUUCCAUAUCUUCUUGCAGGUUUAGGGUGGGAACAUUGGUGUUUGGUGGCUCCCAUGUGAGUGAAUCCAUCCUCUGGUUUCUUCGGCAUCCAGAUCCAGGUUUUGAGAGAGCUGAACCAUAGAGUUCAGGUUUCAUUUUGCACUUUAAGGAGAACUAUCCAAGGUGCUGAACUGUGUUGACCAACCCAUUCAGCGCUUCCAGAGUGGAUUUCUCACAUCAUGGAAGCCACUCAGUCACCACUGCAUGGAAGGUUUGCUUCAUUCCUUUCAAAAUAAUACCGUAUUUCAUCAUAAAAUAGUCACCACUGCAUAAUAGUCGCACCCCCAUUUUUGGGUGUCAAAAUUGUUAUUUUUGUUUUCCUCACAUAAUAGUCGCACCUCAUUUGGGGCUGAUUUUCCUUCCUUUCUUCCGUCCUUCCUUCCUUCCUUCCUUCCUUCCUUCCUUCCUUCCUUCCUUCCUUCCUUCCUUCCUUUCCUCCUCUGAAUGGAGGUCUCUGAAACUCCAUCACCACUGCAUAAUAGUCGCACCCCCAUUUUUGGGUGCCAAAAAUGUUAUUUUUGUUUUCCUCACAUAAUAGUCGCACCCCAUUUGGGGCUGAUUUUCCUUCCUUCCUUCCUUUUUUCCUUCCUUCCUUCCUUCCUUCCUUUCCUCCUCCAAAUGGAGGUCUCUGAAACUCCAUCACCACUGCAUAAUAGUCGCACCCCCAUUUUUGGGUGCCAAAAUUGUUAUUUUUGUUUUCCUCACAUAAUAGUCGCACCCCAUUUGGGGCUGAUUUUCCUUCCUUUCCUUUCCUCCGAUUGGAGGUCUCUGAAACUCCAUCACCACUGCAUAAUAGUCGCACCCCUAUUUUUGGGUGUCAAAAUUGUUAUUUUUGUUUUCCUCACAUAAUAGUCGCAUCCCAUUUGGGGCUGAUUUUCCUUCCUUCCUUCCUUCCUUCCUUCCUUUCCUCCUCCGAAUGGAGGUCUCUGAAGCUCCACUUUUCUCUUCUCCCACCUUCCUCCUUCCGAGCCCUUAAGGCAGUUUACAAAACCUGGCAUUGAGUUCUUUGGAGAGUCAAGGAAAAAAGGGAUGAUGCCAGUUCCAGAGACCUGCAUUUCAGGUUUUGUAAAGUGCCUUAAGACCUCGAAGAAAGGAAGGAAAGAGAAAGGAGUGAAAAGAGGAGUUUCACAGACUUCCGUUUUUUAAUUUUUUGAGAAAAGAGGGAAAGUGCGACUCUUAUGUGGUGAAAUAUGGUAUUUGAUGGUCUUCCUAAGACAUUUCAGCACAUUGCCGGCUCAUUUUGUGCAAUCACUUGCUUCCUAAUUUAGAAGUAGACGCAACCAAGGAUAUUGUAGGAUUGUGUGCCAUUUCCAUCGUUGCUGCUGCUUUUUAUGCACUACUGAGAGAGAGAAAAUGCUACGCUUAGCAUGGAAACGUGUCCCACAUCGAAGUGCUUGAAAUUGCCGUCUUCUGACCUCAUCUUGGUUUAAAGUUUUAUUGGUUCCCGACCGAUUCGUCGUCGGAACCGUCAUGAAUGUGUUUAUUUGGGAUUUCCUUGGUUUCCCAGAUGGCUUUAUUGAAAAUAUAAUUAUAUUAUGUGUUACGUAUUCGUUUAGGAAAGCAAACAAGUUGCCGUCCUUAUUAGGAAACGCAAGUCCUUCCCGUAUUGGCAAAAAUGAAUGCUAUUGAUGAUGGUAUUGCAACUCCUAGCAACUCUUAGCAGAGACAAGGGUAAGGAAUGCUGGGAGUUGCAAUAAACAUCGUUUGGGACUUGGUAGGAUUUCCUCCAGCUCAGUUGAGUUGAAAACCUUCCACCGUAGAGGAAGAGAAGGUUUUCAAUUCGGAUUAUAGGAUGCCGCAGUGUAUUUUUGUAACAGAAUGGAUGUAUUACAUAUAUUUGUUUUGGGGGCCUUGAAAGUAUGGCUUGUGGUCUCAGUGUCUGGAAGGCUGUUAGGAAUUGUGGGAGUUGUAGUCCAAAAACACCUGGAGGGCCCAAGUUUGCCCGUGCCUGAUCUACACUGUAGAAUGGAUGCAGUUUGACACCACUUUGACUCCCACGGCUCAACAACAACAAAAACAACAACUUUAUUCUUGUAUCCCGCCACCAUCUCCCCAAAGGGACUCGGAGCGGAUUACACAGGGAUGAGCCCAACAACAACAACAUACCGUAUAUACUCGAAUAUAAGCCGACCUGAAUCUAAGCCGAGGCACCUAAUUUUACCACAAAAAAACCCUGGGAAAACAUUGACUCCAGUAUAAGCCAAGAGCGGUAAAUUUCAGAAAUAAAAACAGAUACAGUAGAGUCUCACUUAUCGAACAUAAACGGGCCGGCAGAACGUUGGAUAAGCAAAUAUGUUGGAUAAUAAGGAGAGAUUAAGGAGAAGCCUAUUAAACAUCAAAUUAGGUUAUGAUUUUACAAAUUAAGCACCAAAACAUCAUGUUAUACAACAAAUCUGGCAGAAAAAGUAGUUCAAAAUAAACAUGACAACAGGAUUUGCAAUCCAUGAUUACCUUGGAAUCCAGUCCAGAGCUUUGAAAAGUUACUUUUUUGGACUAUAACUUCUUAUUCUUCCCUGCUGCCAUUUUUUAAAUACUGUAUAUACUCGAGUAUAAGUCGACCCAAAUAUAAGCCAAGGCACCUAAUUUUACCACACAAAAAACUGGGAAAACUUUGACUCCGGUAUAAGCCGAGGGUGGUAAAUUUCAGAAAUAAAAAUAGAUACCAAUAAAAUUACAUUAAUUGAGGCAUCAGUAGGUUCAGUGUUUUUGAAUAUUUACAUCAAGCUCAAAUUUAAGAUAAGACUGUCCAACUCUGAUCCCAAUCAUUAUUCUCAUCUUCUUCAAUGUAAAUGUGCGUAUGUAUCCUUUUAAUAAUAAUAGAGUAAAAUAAUACAUGUAAUAAUAAAUAGAGUAAAAUAAUAAAUGCAAUAAUACUAAUAGUAAGAUCAGGGUGAAAUAAUGUAUUAUUAUUAAUAAUAAAAAUAGAGUAAAAUAAAUGUAAUAAUAGCAACAAUAAUAGUGAAAAAUAAUAAAUGUAAUAAUACCAAUAAUAAUAGAGAAAAAUAAUAAAUGUACCAUAUAUUCUUGGGUAUAAGCUGUCCCAAAUAUAAGCCAACCAGGACCCUCACCUGAGUAUAAGCCGAGGGGGGCUUUUUCAGUCUUAAAAAAAGGGCUGAAAAACUAGGCUUAUACUCGAGUAUAUACAGUAAUUUAUGUAAAACAAUAGUUAAAACAAUGAAACAAUAACAAUAAAAUGUAAAUAUCACAUAACAAUUCUUAAAAACUUGGAAGCCUGGGAGUUGUAGUUGUGCAAGCCUUCUCUGCCAAAGAGGGCUGGAGAACCUCACCAAACUACAAAUCCCACGUUUCCAUAUUAUCAAGCUAUAACAAAGUGGUGUCACACUGCAUUAAUUCCCCCGGAGUUUGCACGUCAAAAUAGUUUUAGCAAUGACAGUCGGAAUCACAAAGGAUUCUCCAGGUCUAUAUGAUGCAAUUUUUCAUCUUCUGAAACUUUGGGAGUUAUAGUUCUCCAAGGAAGAGAUAGCCAAAGAUCUGCAAGUUCCUCCCCCAAGUUACGUUUUCAAGACACUUUCUGCAAGCCGUGAAAAAUAAACGGGUAGAAACCGAUACCGAGUCGAUGGUGUGGCUCAAGCUUUCCUGUAUCAUAGGGGACCCUGUGCAAUAAGUGAGCAUGUGUCUAUUGAUUGUGCGUUGUUUUAUUUUGGCUCAAAAGUACAAUAAACAUCCACAUGCCUGA
Anolis carolinensis (green anole) is the source of this 5277-nucleotide messenger RNA. It is a transcript of the gene cunh1orf216, whose product is annotated as chromosome unknown C1orf216 homolog. The transcript is spliced from 3 exons. The record is from RefSeq and is a predicted model, not a curated record. NCBI's taxonomy places the organism in Eukaryota, Metazoa, Chordata, Lepidosauria, Squamata, Anolidae. The coding region runs from base 497 to 1357 and encodes 286 amino acids.